AUGGCGUCCAACAGACAACCAGUUGCUAAAGGAGGGUUAUGGUCGACUCAUUCGGCCCCUGUUGGUAAAGAAACGCAAAAUCUACUCAAAGGUAACAAACAACUAACAAGAGAUUACCCUUGAAGCAAUUCAGGCUCGUAAUGUCAUUCAUACAUGCAGAUAUUUUAAUGUUUGACAGUUAUGAUGGACGAAUCCAAGUUGACUAAUUUUCAACGGAGACAGUUACAGGAAAACAUGAAAAGUAAGUCUCAUCUCCCCGAUGAUAUUGUCAUUUAUGUUUUAUAUGCAUUAUAAUCUAGAAUCUAAAAGCUAUAUUUGAUGUCAAAAAACCCUUUUACUUGGUCAGUGUAAUUAUGUAAGCUUACUCAAGUAGAAAGUAAACUUAAUAUUACCGGUAAAUUAUGAGCUUUUAUAACUUAUUACAAUCAUUAUAAUUAAUUCAAGUUCUCACAAGGCCAAGAGCUCGGACCUCAUUCUUUUUGGGGCUCGUUUCCACCUUUUGGAUUUCAUCUCGGUCCAUAACUUCAGAUUAAAUCGCAGAAAAGAACUUGCUUUAUCAUUGGGCUUAAUUUUAAUACAAUAUCUUAUCAGGUGAAAAGGUUACAGAGCAAAAAAUAUUAAAGUAAAAUGGUUUGGUAUUUCAUAGGUCUUGAAAAUAUUUCAGAAGUGAGCACAGAAGAUGAGGAAGUGAUAUAAUUAUUCUUCGUUACUCAAGGAGGAAUUUUGUACAGUGUAUCUUCAUGCACCCGUGUAAUAACCACUAUUAAAUAUAUAUAUAAAUAAAUAUUAUGUUUAAGUCAACUCUCUUAACCGCUUAAGUCCCAUUAUUAUUCAUUCAAAAUAUUUUCCCGAUUCUGAUUUGCUAAAAGCACACGUUUAAUUCACCAUAACCAGUUACUGAUGACCACAUUUGGAAGAAUUUUGUGUUUAACGAGGAAAGGACAUAAAAAAUGCAGCAUUUUCGCAGGUUAAGGCACCGUUAACCGAAAAGACCUGGGGACGAGGUUGAGUUGUUUUGCUUGUGAACUUGAAAAAUGGCGGACAUUUCACUUGUUUCAAGAGUGAGAACUAGGCGAAAAAAAUAGCUAAAAAUAUGGCAGGAACAGCAAGAAGACAACUCGAAGGGCGACAUCUGCUAUUUGGAGAAUAUUAAUUUGCAGAGCUGCACAAACCUAAGCGUGCACUAUCGAAGAUGAACUUAAUAUUGAUGGAUCGAUGGAGGUAAGCAUGUUUUAGCCAUGUUUUUAAACUAGGAAUUAUUUUGAAUGAAUAAUAAAACAAUUAUUGAAUUCGGCUUUCGUAUCACAUGAAGAAUUAUGGAGAUUUCGAAGGGUGUUAUCCACCUUGGCCUACAGCCUCGACGGAUUAACACCCUCCUCGAUCUCCAUAAUUCUUCACAAGAUACUCAGCCUCAUUCAUUAAUUGUUAAAUAGUGACCAAGAUCAAUUUUCUCCUAACAAUAUCCAUACACUGUCAAGAGAUAAGUCAUGGGAAUUGAAAAAAGACGGGGCAAAGGAUCCAAAUAUGAAUUUUAAUAUAUUUUAAAAAGAUUUAUAGAGAAGUGGGAUAAAGUUUUUUAAAUGUGACAUUUCCUUGUUAACUCUGCUGUUCAAAUUUCAGGAGGUGAAUCUCUUCCAGUGUCAUGUAAUCCUACCUCAAGUAGAAGUGAGAGAACUCAACAGAAUAGUGCACCUAAGAAGCCCUUACCCAAGGUCAUGAAUGCAAGGCACCUCUCUGGUGGAAAGCGAUCAAAAGAUACAAUUGAUAUGCACAGGAGCAGUGUUCCACAGGAGAUUUACAGACCUUCUCCAGGCAGUAUGUUCAUCUUAGCUAUCACUUAUAGGCCUUUUGCAUUAGUUGGUCACAUGAUCAACUUUCUGUUAACACAAAAACAGUUAGCUUUAGAAAAACGAUUUUAGCAGGAACUGAGAGAGCAUAUUAAAACUAGGUAGCCUAUAAAUUUUCAGCUAUAUAUCUCAAAAGUAGAAAUGAAAGAAAUAGCGGAAAUCUGAAACUAUUAACCUUUGUACAGUUGUACGGUUUUUAGGGGUAAUUAUUAAAGCUACAACUGCUAAGAAUGAUAACAGUGUACAAAUGGCUUACUGAAUUAAUUUAUGCCAGAGGUAGAUAAGACAUCAGAAUGAAUCGGGGAAAACAGUUUGUAAAGACAUGGCCAGAGAAAAAGAUCAACUAUCUGCUCAGUUUAUGUAAUGAAAAAACACUAGAAUAGUCCCCCCCCCCCUCUUCUCCUACCAUCAAACAUCCUGUUGACAGCAUGGGACAGACAUUGUGCAGUUCUUUUCUUCUUUGCAAAAACAUUCUGUUAGAUGUACCUCAAACACCUCAUUAAAAAGGUCUUUUUUACUUCCCAUUUCCUGGAGCAAGAGGGGAUGGGAAAAAGAGAGACUUUGGAAACAUAGUUAAUGCGUUACAUUGGACUGUGUUUUCAGAAAAGCCAGGCAAGAUAAAGCAAAUCCUGUGUUAUGAAUGGCUACCUGAGUGGGCAAGAUAAACCCACUUGGAAUUUCCCACAUUGUUCCUGCAAGAAAAAGUUCGUUUUUGGCCAUGUAAUAAAACCUUUGGUCAAAAUGGCUGAAUGUUGGCCUCUCUUAUUUUUUUGCACUUUUUACUGACCUUGAAAAAUGCAAAAAUACUUUGACCAAUAGUUCAGUCAUCUUGACCUCAAACUUAAAAUGUUAUUUGCCUACCUGUUUGGUCUUUACAGCAAGUGUGGAAGCAGAAUGUUGAAAAGUGAAAUGUCUGAUGUUGACUAAUGUAUAUGUUCCCUUACAGAGUCUAUUUCAGAGCAAGAUAAAAGGAGGCUUCAAAAUGUUAUGGCCUAUGGAGAGGAUGGAAAAAAUAUUGAGGAUAUACCAAAGCAAAGACGACCUUCUCCCACAGUGAGGGCACAAGAAAAAGAAAUUGAUCGGUUUGAUGAAGGUAAAUAUGACUCUGCCCGCUUUGUUUAAUUUCCUAUACAGUCUCAUUUUGUGUCAAACAUUUCAUUAUUAAUUAAGGUAAAGUUUGUACAUAAACAUUAAUUUUAUUGUUAAUUGUUUCCACUUAAUAAACAUGCUGUGCUUGAUUAGUCUGUCCAGCAGGCUUUAUUUCACUGUGUGGCCUUCUUGUUCAAUAAUUUGUUUUGUCACUAAAGAAAAAUUGUAAAGCUCUUAUUUCAUGAAGUGGACUAUUAAUAUGCUUUUUAAACUGCACUGAAAGUAGUUUUGUCAAAUGAGAUUUCAAGUUGCUGGGUAAACACAACAAGCACAUGUAGAUGGGGAAUCAAACAGAUAGGGAUUUCUUUUUUUUUUCUUCUAUUUUUUUGAAAGAAGCUGGGGGUCAUCUUCAUUGUAGCCUUGGGAUAUCCCCAGCCCCCUACCCCCAGCCCUUAAUGAGAGCCCUGAUUUUUUUUUAUUUAGAUUUGUAUUCCCUUAGUUUGUAUCAUCCUCAUUCUCUGUUUCAUUCCUUUUGCUUGUUAAGGUGAACUCUACAAAUUUGCCCACUCCCAUUCAAUGAAAGGGUCUUCAUAGUUCAUUUGGCAGGGAAGUGUAGCUAUGUGAGGCCGUGGUUUUAAAUCCUGUUGAAGCCCUUAAAUUUAUUUUUGGGCUCAUUUUUACUGCUAUUAAAACUGCGAUGGUCGUAUCUUAUCUUGGAUAGAUUUUUCAUUCCAGCAGUUCACUUCUGUGAUCUUCAUUCUAUUGUGCAUUGUAUGCUGUGUUAAACAAAUUUUUGAUCAUUUCACAUGUUUAGGAUUUGACGUGCAUCAAUCAGCCUGGCUGUUUUGCUUAAAUUGAAGUCUUCUCCACUCUUCUUAAUCCACAAGAUUUUAUUUAUAAAAAUAAAAAUUGAACCAAAAAUAAUAUUUAUUCUUUUUGUUUUGUCAUGCAGUUCUUCAAGAAAUAGAGGAUAGGAGAGGCUUUCUAGAUGAAAUGGAAAAGCUUGGGGAAGGCAAAAAAUACAGAACUAUUAUAACGACAGAGAUAUCACAGGUAAUCUGAUACCAUGACGUCACUACUUGUAAAUAGUCUUAUAAUAAAAGGGAUAAUGUAAGGUACCAUUCAGUGGCGGAUCUAGGGGAGGGUACCCUGUGCCCCCGCUUAUUUUUAGACCAAACUUAGGCCCAAAGGGCCAAAAAAAUUUUUGGGGGGGGGGACCGGACCUCCCUUAUCUAAGGUUCUGGAUGACCACCCCCCCAUCUCAAGGUCUGGAUUUGGCACUGCCGUUGGUUUACAUACAAAGAGUGGUCUUGGAAAUUAAAGGCGGUAAUAAAUAUUAUAGCUUAAUAAGGGUCUGGUCAAGUAGGUAUGGAGACUUCAACAUGUGCAACCCUAGUUUGGGUCUUACAUUAUACAUAUUAUGGAAACACAGUGAAUAAUAAUUGCAAAAACCAUAUGAAAGAAUACUUGGAAUAAUGCUGCAAGUGUCUUGUGAUAAACUGCUAGUUUUUCCUUCUAAUUUGCAAGUCUUAGCGAAAAAAAAAGCAGACAUAAGGGAAGGUUCCUCCUCACUUCCUUGUUUGGCAUGCAUGGGCUUGCUGCUGGGUUCCAAAGAAUACUUGGGGGUUAUGUUGUUAUGAACCCUUUCCAGGGCCAUCGAGAAGGGCUGCUCAGGGUGAGUGAUAAAAUGCUCAUUUAAACUAGCCUCUUCAGCUAAUGACUUGGUUGUCAUGGAGGUUCAUCGAGGUGGCUUCGUUCGCUUCGCUCUCCUCAGACCUCUCGUCUUUGCAUCCCUUUGCUAUUCAUUAUCCCAAAAGCAUAGAACAGGACUAUUCUCUGCCUAAUGGUUGAAUCCAGCAUUGCCAUCUCUGCUUCUCUUAUAAACCCACGUAUAAGAAUCUAGAAUUUUGAGGUCAGGCUGAACAGGUUCUUAUAUUUUAGGGUAGUUUUUCACAAUUCAGGCUGAUUAGGUUCUUAUUAGGUUUUCAGAGGUUGUUGUAGUGUAGCCAUUGGCAGAAAUAUUGUACUACUAAUACAUAAUACUUGUUGGAAAACAUAUACACUAUAACUUUUUGUUAGAAGUUUCUCACACAAUUAAAAUCCAGAAUUUUGACCAUCAAAAUUGGAGCGAUUUUUNAAUUUUUGGGGGGGGGGACCGGACCUCCCUUAUCUAAGGUUCUGGAUGACCACCCCCCCAUCUCAAGGUCUGGAUUUGGCACUGCCGUUGGUUUACAUACAAAGAGUGGUCUUGGAAAUUAAAGGCGGUAAUAAAUAUUAUAGCUUAAUAAGGGUCUGGUCAAGUAGGUAUGGAGACUUCAACAUGUGCAACCCUAGUUUGGGUCUUACAUUAUACAUAUUAUGGAAACACAGUGAAUAAUAAUUGCAAAAACCAUAUGAAAGAAUACUUGGAAUAAUGCUGCAAGUGUCUUGUGAUAAACUGCUAGUUUUUCCUUCUAAUUUGCAAGUCUUAGCGAAAAAAAAAGCAGACAUAAGGGAAGGUUCCUCCUCACUUCCUUGUUUGGCAUGCAUGGGCUUGCUGCUGGGUUCCAAAGAAUACUUGGGGGUUAUGUUGUUAUGAACCCUUUCCAGGGCCAUCGAGAAGGGCUGCUCAGGGUGAGUGAUAAAAUGCUCAUUUAAACUAGCCUCUUCAGCUAAUGACUUGGUUGUCAUGGAGGUUCAUCGAGGUGGCUUCGUUCGCUUCGCUCUCCUCAGACCUCUCGUCUUUGCAUCCCUUUGCUAUUCAUUAUCCCAAAAGCAUAGAACAGGACUAUUCUCUGCCUAAUGGUUGAAUCCAGCAUUGCCAUCUCUGCUUCUCUUAUAAACCCACGUAUAAGAAUCUAGAAUUUUGAGGUCAGGCUGAACAGGUUCUUAUAUUUUAGGGUAGUUUUUCACAAUUCAGGCUGAUUAGGUUCUUAUUAGGUUUUCAGAGGUUGUUGUAGUGUAGCCAUUGGCAGAAAUAUUGUACUACUAAUACAUAAUACUUGUUGGAAAACAUAUACACUAUAACUUUUUGUUAGAAGUUUCUCACACAAUUAAAAUCCAGAAUUUUGACCAUCAAAAUUGGAGCGAUUUUUUUUUGUAAGAACCUAUUUUUCUUUACCAGGCUGAACAGGUUCUUAUAUUUUUGGGUAUUUAAAAGCCAAAUUUCAGACUGUAGGUUCUUAAAUCACUAGGUUCUUACAUGCAGGUUUUUACUGUAGCUUUAAGGUGCCAACGUUGUUUCUGACUAACUGCCCAGCAGUUGCCUGCUUUAAUCCUUGAUUGGUACACCACUGAUUGAGAUCAAAACUUCCGUCCACAUGUACUGGUGCUUAUUGAUAUCUACAAUGUAUGAUCUUGCCAUGUUAAAUUUUUUAUUAUUGUACUUUCAGUUGGGGAGUAGUAAUGGGCAAGAGAACAUCAUGCCCCUUAAUUAAUUGGCCUAGGUUUAUGACUCAGUAGAAGUAAUGAUUGUAAGUGUUGUUCUUCUUUCCACAGAAAAUACGAGAACUUGAGCUUAUUGAUAAAGAAAGAAGCAAAGAACUCAAUCUUGCUGAACAAAACGAGUGA
Molecule: messenger RNA, 6485 nt
Organism: Porites evermanni
Lineage: Eukaryota; Metazoa; Cnidaria; Anthozoa; Scleractinia; Poritidae
Source: the annotation of a GenBank genome assembly